Molecule: messenger RNA, 648 nt
Organism: Strongylocentrotus purpuratus (purple sea urchin)
Lineage: Eukaryota; Metazoa; Echinodermata; Echinoidea; Camarodonta; Strongylocentrotidae
Product: complement factor H-like
Exons: 5
Coding region: 1-648 (215 amino acids)
Source: RefSeq, a predicted model, not a curated record
AUGGAUAUCUUCAAGAGGAAACUCAUUAUUCUUGCUGUUAUUUGCAAUUUCUACAUAAAUACAGAAUCAGUAUGCACCUCACCAGUACUCACUGAACCAGGUCUGCUGGUCAGCCCUGACCAUGAUGUAUAUGAUGAGAUGGAUCUUAUCAUCCUCUACUGUGAUCCUAGUCUAUACCUCCUUCAUGAUGGUCCUGCCUUCAGUUUCUGUAUGUCAGAUGUAUGGGUAGAAGAUCCGACGCUUGCUGUAUGUCACGAAGCAUGUGAUCCACCUGCUACAGACCCAGAUGUUGCACACACCAAUCAAGAAACAGGUGAAUCAGCACCCGAGUAUUACCUCCAUGGUGCUAUCGUUGAAUAUACCUGUAAAGAGGAACUAGGUGUACUUGAUGGUACCAGCACGGCUACCUGUCACGAUGGGGUUUGGGACCCUCUUGAUAUACCAGUUUGCAGGGCCUGCCAGAAGCCUCAUUUCAGAAGAGACAACGUUUACAUCGACCCGGUUCAGGAGGUUGGCUAUCGAGAUUUUGAUGUUGUGUACUUCUACUGCAAUGAAACCAUGCCAUACGUAGCAUAUGUCGCCCUCUGUUACAACGAAUCCUGGACCCAUGUGCAAUCCCCGUGGCAGAAGGACUCAACUAUACCUUGA